AUGAUACAUUCAACAACAUCCGAUACUUACAUUAAUACAGAAAAGGCUAUCGCACACCGACGAGUUGGUAUAUAUUCAUUUCAAUUGAAAGAAGAAAUCGUCUAUUCAAUUGUACCUAUCAAGAAUGCAUGUACUGAAUCGCCUUCAACGAAUGUUUGUGCGUUUACGUCCAAUCCAGCAUAUCCAAAUAUAGUGGAGAUUUCUACGAUAUUACCAUCUCGUGAUAAAGACAACGCUUUACCACGAUACGACACGAAUCAUAUUUUUAGUUCAAUUAGAAGUAAUCUUCAAAAAAUGCUUCAGCUUCACCAAUCUUUAGAGCAGAUAGCAAAACAAGAUUUUAUUACUCAUCUCGUUGGAGAGCAGUUUCACGGAAUAGAACAUAUACAAAAAUCACUACAAUACUUGACAAGUACUCAGAUUGAAAAUGGUAAACCAAAUAUAUUUCAGAUUUCAUCGACAACAUUGGUCAAUGUAUUUAAGCAAAUAAAUAACAACAAAAUUACAUUUGAUUUUCUUACGGAUAUUGAACUGAGAUCGUUUUUGCUCGCUACAAUUUCGAUGAUCGACAAUUCAUAUCAAAUUAUUGAUUUAUCGGAAUCAUUGAAACUAUUUACUGACUUAAUCAUUGGUCAAUCCAUUUAUAUUCUUCGUUCAUGUGGUGAUAUUAAUAAACAAAGUAUAUCUAGUCAGUCAUGUCUCAUUGUCGCCACAUCAUUCUUUCGUCCUUUGGUUGAGAAUGAUAACGUACCAUUAGUCUACCAGCUGACUCCAUUACCAGCCAUUCUCAACCGUGAGCAAUUUAUUUACUCAAAUAUACCUCGUAUAGUUGCUCUAAAUACGCAAGAUCAGUCGGUUAUGACAUGGAACACCAUUCCAAACAAGAAUGAGUGUCUUUUUUCAAUUUUUCUUUAUUGUUCAAAAAGACCGCCGCUCAUUCGACUCAGUCAGUUGCCUUGUUUGUCACAGUUGUUAUAUGACGAUAAAAAGAGUGUCAGUUCAUGUGAUAUCACACGUAUCUUAGAUGUAGAAACGAAACUUAUCAAUAUCGUAGAUGAUGUUUGGCUUUUUUCUCAUGAUGGACCACCAAUGUACUGUCAAUUACAACCAAAUAUUGAACCAUACAGUGCUUUUACCAUUAUCAAUGAAUCAUCGCUUCUCCGAUUACCUUGUGAACAAACAAUGACUUGUUCGGACAUUAAGAUGCUUUCAUCCAAUUGCAUUGACCGCAAAGUUUUAAUCAAAUCAUCGACCACCGAUGAAUAUGAGUUUCUAUCAACUACACCGUUCUCACUCCAAAAUAUGAAUAUACAACUGCUUUCCACUUAUCAAUUCCGUGUUAAAACUUCAUUUAAGAACAUUCUUGAUAAUUUGAACAAUGAUCGAUUGACUGUAAAAACUGUUUUCAAGGAAUUUGGUGUCAUUGUUCUAUCAGCAUUUCUUUUUCUUUUCUUCUCGAUUGUCUUAUUUGUUGUUCGAUAUGUGAAGCGUCUGCUAGUGAGACGUUUAGAACAUCUCGAGACGAAUGUCGACGAUCUCGUACAUGCAGUUGCUAUUCGACUAGACGACGAAUCUUUCGCUUAA
Adineta ricciae is the source of this 1584-nucleotide messenger RNA. Lineage: Eukaryota; Metazoa; Rotifera; Eurotatoria; Adinetida; Adinetidae. The record is from the annotation of a GenBank genome assembly.